Molecule: messenger RNA, 1245 nt
Organism: Phytomonas sp. EM1
Lineage: Eukaryota; Euglenozoa; Kinetoplastea; Trypanosomatida; Trypanosomatidae
Source: the annotation of a GenBank genome assembly
AUGGAUCGUGAGAUAGGGGAGCUUUUUCCUUUGAGUGCCAUCCCUUCACUUGAGCUGCGCAUGGAGAUGUCGAAUCUGAUGGUCGACAGCCUCCUCCUGCAGGUCGAUGGUGCGCUCUCACGGAUAUUAAAUCUGAUAGACAUCCAACGUAUUAUUAGUCUUGGCCCUCGUAUUUUUGGUGUCGGGCUGGACUUUAACGACUUAGAGAAGCUUCCUCUGGACUCCAAGAUACUUGAAGGUAUCGCGGACAGCUCGGCAGAGGCGUUGCAUUCCAACGAUGAAGCUCAUGAUGAUGCGAGCUCGCUGCCGAAGGCUGGCGACGUGAGGGAUUUGAUCCUCUGCGACUGCUGCUCGAUAUGCCUCUCGACGUUCCGCGAUAUCUUCGAGAGGAGCACUACUGAGGACUCCGAGCAGGGCGGCGGGUCGAAGCCCGUCUACAUCUGCCGGCUUCCCUGCAAUCACCUCUUCUGCCUGGAGUGCCUGCGGCCGUGGCUGGUGGAGAACGAAAGCUGCCCCAACUGCCGCCUGGGGUUGGAGGACAUUCAGAACCUCUACCAGACGAUGGCGGAAAAAGCGCCGGCAUGGUGGGUCUCCGCGCUCACCAUUUUCAAGGAGAAGGAAAAAAAUGCGACGCCGAUACCGAGUGUCUUAGGGAACAGCCCCAAGGUAUCGGUUAUCGGGAGCGAUACCGACCUGUCGAACGAUCCAGGGGUCGAGGAGAUCUCGAUCCGGUCGCUUUCAAGCACCUCCUUGAGCAGCACAGCUGAGGUCGUCGCGAUCUCACCGCUCGCCGUGGAGCGGUCCGACAGCGACGGCGAUGCCUCCGUCACCCAGCACGAGACGACGGAGGAUUCCAGCAGCGGCGUGGUCUCCAUCUCCGCGCGGGAGCGAUUUUUAGCGCGGCGAAAUCUCCCCUACCGGCGGAGUGUGAUCCCUUCGAGCGUGAGGUCGCCCUCUAUGAGCAGCCGCCGUGCGAGCGAGGACGGCGCGCGACGCGGCGGCGCUUUUGUUAUCAGCGGCCCCCCCGUGGGCGCCGUCCUCGGGCGCGUAGACACCCCUUUCACCCUCCCAGAGGGGGCGUUAGAGGAUGGGUUGAAUGAGCCCGACCCGCACGAGCCCCCGCUUCGCCUGAGAGACCUCUCCACCCAGACCUCCUCCCGGGUUUCCGACGCCGGGGAGUCGACGAGUGGGGCGGUGUUGCCGGCCCCCCGACCGUCCGCCUGGGGGGGGGGGGAGGCCCCUUAG